This is a messenger RNA of Ctenocephalides felis (cat flea), 434 nucleotides long. RefSeq names its product zinc finger protein 22-like. Gene Ontology annotation, cellular component: nucleus. The record is from RefSeq and is a predicted model, not a curated record. NCBI's taxonomy places the organism in Eukaryota, Metazoa, Arthropoda, Insecta, Siphonaptera, Pulicidae. The transcript is spliced from 2 exons. The annotation marks the transcript as partial.
UGAAAAUAUCUGAAGGAACAAUUAUGAAUGAUCAGAAAAUUAAAAUUGAGCCACCAGAAUAUUCAAUGGAAGACAUUAAACUUGAAAAUGAAUUUGAUGAUCUUACAGGUAUUGUUAAGUCUGAAUCAUGUUUAGAAGAUGAUAAAACUUGUCUGGAAAGAUUUAUGAACUCCGCAGUAAUUAUUGAAGAAGAAGUCAAACAUGAGUUAAUCGAUACAUCUGCUUAUGCAUGUGACAUAAGAGAACGCCGUUUCAAAUGUGAUAUAUGCAAUCAGACAUUCAGACAAAAAGCUAAUAUGAAAUCACACAUGACCACUCACACCAAAGAGCGUCCUUUCAAAUGUGAUACAUGCAAUAAGGAAUUUUCACAAUCGAACAACUUGAAGAGACACAAGAUGACUGUUCACAGUGGAAAACGUGAUGAAGAUCAAUGA